Molecule: messenger RNA, 1294 nt
Organism: Cyprinus carpio (common carp)
Lineage: Eukaryota; Metazoa; Chordata; Actinopteri; Cypriniformes; Cyprinidae
Source: RefSeq, a predicted model, not a curated record
CUGCGUAUUGAUGCUUUUUUUUUUAAGAAAAUACUUCCUAUACUACACAACUAUUAGCUAAUAUAUUUUUCAAAAGCGUAUUAAAUGCUAAAUAAAUAACAAUAUCCAUAGUUUUCAUUUUUAAAUUUAGGAUUUUAUUAAACGAAUUUUAUUUCCGUAUUUAUUAGUCUAGGUGAAAGCAACGUCCCUAUUUUUCCAGACCAACGAACAGAUUUCACCUCACCUGUUUAACUCCCAGUCAGGCCCCGCUGAACAGGGGCCACAAAAGACACACAGGAUCUAAGACUUGAAUUAUUGAUCACUGGCUGAGUGGGGAAGAAACCUGGGGCUGCUCAAUCCUGGUGACAGACAAUAAAUCCGAAUACCCCAUGGAAAGAUGAAAGGAGUGAGGGAUUAAGUUAGAGCAGAGAGGAAGAGGAGCAUGACAGGGAGGGAGUAAGGUUGGGUUGAUCAGUCUAUGAGCUGCAGACACACUCUUACCAUACACAGGGGAAAUGGGUCCUCAGCUACACUUCAGCAGCACCUACUCAGAGGAGUUCAGUUACCCGGCUCGGGUCAAACCCACCCGGCCCAGACCGUCCUCUGCAUAUCGCAGGAACAAUCCUCAUCCACAACCGGACUUUCUGAUGCCAAGAAUGCUGCAGACAGGAUACGGCUCACGGAAAUACUUUCAGACAACUACUCCUUCUACCACUUUUCUACCUCCAGUCAGACACAUGUCAGUCCAGUAUCCAGAUGCACAAACAGCACAUGGACAGUCAAUGCAGAGCUCAUCACAAAGAGAUUACAAAGCACCUGUGGUCUCGUCUGCAGUUUGUACACUGCCACCUGCUGCCUGCUUUCUCAAACCACAACCAAACAACUUUGCUCAUGCAACAAUCUCAAACACACAAGGGAAAUAUUCAGAAACAGAUCAUAUCAGAUCAGCUUGGAACCAGCAGAUGGAGAUCAUGCCAUCUUUAAAAGCCUUCAAACACCAGGGUACCCAUCAUCAAAGAUCGCGCUCAAAAUCCACUACUGAUUGCAGUGAAGGAAACAGCUGUUUCUAUGUGGUGAAGCCAUAUAAAGUCGGACACUACAUCAUCCACCCAGAGUUUGUGUCAGAAGCAAAGCACUACUAAAAGCCACAUUGUUUGGGCAUUUUAUAUCUAUUUUUUUUUCCCAUUUAUUGUCAGUUUAUAAAUGUCAUUUUACAGUGUAUUAUUGAGGUACGUUAUGUGUUUGGAGAUCCUGCCUUGAGAUCUAAAUGUGCAUUACAUGACAAAUAAACAACGUUUAUGAUGUGCCUGUUAAA